This is a messenger RNA of Polychytrium aggregatum, 1345 nucleotides long. RefSeq lists its product as uncharacterized. The transcript has a single exon. The record is from RefSeq and is a predicted model, not a curated record. NCBI's taxonomy places the organism in Eukaryota, Fungi, Chytridiomycota, Chytridiomycetes, Polychytriales. The coding region runs from base 339 to 1184 and encodes 281 amino acids.
AUUUCCUCCCGGCUGCAAUAUUGUCGCCCCGCUGCCUCUGCGGUUCUCAUUUUUCACACUUUCUCUUUCACGCGCUCUCCCCGCUCCCCCCGCGAAUCGACUCAGUCACUCGCACAGACGCUCUCCAGCGCCAUGUCAAGGGCAAGCGCUGCAAGGGCAAAGCCGAAUGAAUGUGGUAUUUUCGAACUGUCGUUGCUGCGGUGUCUCGGGCCUUGCUUCUCAUGCAGCUCCCCGGCACCCGAUUCCAACCGCUCUUUCCCCCGAGGGAUGGAUGGACAUGUUGUAUGUAUACUGUAUUAUGUCUUCCUCCGGCCACGAUCCAUUCGCCCUGAGCCCGAAUGCGAUCGGCCCCGAUGAGCAAGCCGUCCAAGUCCUCCCUUGGAUUUGCUCUCUCCCUCCCUCCCUCUCUCUCCCUCACGCGUCUCCUCCUUCAAUGUUCUAUAUGUAUAUUAUGCCUUGUACACACCUAUUCCUUUGUGAACGCUCCUCUCCCACUCUCUCGCUUCUUGUCUUUGCUGUUGAUCCCUUCGGCCCUGUCUUUUGUUAUCUGCUUGUCGUUUCUUAUUGUCCCCUUGUAUCUUGUCUUUGCUUUCCUUUCGAUCCGACUUGAUGUUCCUGUGAAUGAUAUUAGCUUCUCCUUCCCUUCCUCUCGUUUGAAUGCAUACCCCCUCUCCCUGCGCUCGUUAUGUUAUUUCCGCUUCCCCGCUCCUCUUUUGCUCACUAUGCUCGAUUGCGCUUGCUCCUUGGAAGCACUCUUUCCUUGCCUGCUUCCUUCCUCUCCCACUCCCUCACCCUCUCCCACUUGCCACUCGCCACUCGCCACUCGACUCUGCCGCUCGCUACUUUGGGCAGCAGAUUGUCUCCUCUUCUUGAUGGUCUUUUUUUUUCUUCUUCUUUUUUCUUUUGCGCCAUCGCGAAGUGAAGACUGCACAUGCGACCGACCGGCGACGGCUGGUGAUUUCGAUCUUUUGUAUCGUUGGGUCCUGCUUCUGUGCUUGCCAUUCGUUUCCCUCGUGCCCCUCCUCCUCCCACCCUUCACUCUCUCGCUUUCGGCUGACCAGACCGGCGUCUCUUUCCCAUGUGAGUCGCCCGUCCUGUCUCUGCCUAUCCAACCGGCCGAUGGAUCCGAUUUACGCUGUCGGCUCCGGCAAGCUUUUUCCAGAUCCCUCUCCUCCCUCUCCUGAACGCACAACACGUUGUGACCCCCUGGUUGGGCUUCCCCUGUCCCUUCCUCGCUCUGAGCCCUCCUCCUCCUCCGCCCUCCUUUGUGGAAUGGGGAAGUGGGCCACACGCUCCCGAAUAUAUAAAAAGCAAUGCAGAAACCAAAUCACAUACUUGAUGAGGG